GCCGAGUCGCAUCACUUUUGUAAGAAUAUACGCGUUUCAGGACGGCAAGCACUUAAACCCAAGUCCAAGGAUGAAUAUAUAUGGAUUUAUGCGGCUGGGAUUUUCGUGCUUACUUUUCCACGGUUUUUCACCCCUUAGUCAAGGUUCAGAAUGCAGAGCGGGGUGCAAUCUUGACAAUGGUUUUUGUGAAACGAAUGGCGAGUGCAGGCUGCCUUCAUGGAACAUGUGAGAAAGCCUGGCAGUGUAUCUGUGAGCAAGGCUGGGUGGGCAGUCAGUGUGACCAAGAUAUCCAUCUGUGUUCAAUAAAACCUUGUUCUGGCAAUUCAACCUGCAUUGAAACAGGAGAGGGUGGAUACCUCUGCAUCUGUCCUCCUGGAUAUACAGGGAAAAACUGCCAGUUGAAGAAAGGACCAUGUCUAACAAAUGGCUCUCCAUGUCAGAAUGGAGGCACCUGCAUGGAUAAUAGUGCAAUUGACAGUCAAUCUUCUUGCCUCUGUCCACCUGGUUUCACUGGAGAUUUCUGUGAGAUCAGUGUUGACAAGUGUGAGCCUAACCCGUGUCUGAAUGGGGGCACCUGCAUGGAUCAUGGUGUGGACAACAUCUGCCUUUGCCCUUCUGAAUUUUCAGGGCCUAUCUGCAAUGUGAACUUGACUUUGUGCUCCAACAGCACCUGUGGUCAAAGGGACACUUGCUUAAACAAGACUGAUGGUACAACCCGUUGUGUUUGCCCACCAGGUCUAGCAGGGCUUUCAUGUGACCUUCACACUCACAAGCUGAAACCAAAAUCUAGGCCAAAGGCUCCAGGCCCAGAUCAUGCUCCCCAGCACUACAGCCUCCCAGCCCAUGCCUUCCACAAGCUGCUAAGGCCACCUGAGCGUGAACUUUUGAAGAUCACUCUGAAGGAGACUGUGCACACAUCCAGCACCCUGGUCACCCGCAGCCAGGUCAUUUGCUUUGCCGUGCUGGGUCUACUCACAUGCCUGGUUGUCCUGGGAACCACGGGCAUCAUCUUCUUUAAUCGCUGUGAGACAUGGCUAGCGAAUGCUAAGUACAGCCAGCUGGUGCGGCAGCAGAGGGACUACCUCCUGAGGGCUGCCAGUGGCGAGGAGAACUCUGUAAAUAUCAUCCUGCCUGAGAAAAUUAAGCUGACCAAUUAUGGGAAACAUUAUACAUCCAUAUAAGGCAGAACUAAGGAUUUUUGUCAUGUGAGAGGUAAUUGAACAUAAAUGUUAAAGAAAUAGAGGAAAAGAGGAAAAUAUCCCCCAAAAUGAUCAACAAUUUAUCUAGGAAUUCAUGGGUUUCUGCUAGAUUGGACAGUUCAUUGUUGGCAUGUACAAUAAUUACCAUAGUAUGCAUCAUGUGUGGAUAGCGGCUUAGUUAACAUCUGAUGAAUAAAAAAUAUAUCUAUACAAAAUGGCUAAAUAGUUUUGUUACAAAUUACAAAAUACCACAUCUGAAAAUAAAUUACAAACUAAGAUGUGCAUAUUUAAGCAGAAUAAUAAUUUGAAUCGUUCAAUAGUGCCUUUGUAGAGCAGAAGACACAGUUCAGAGAUAAUUGUUGUCAAAAAGGGCAGAGACUAAAAUGAUGAUUAGGAGCUAAAUAAGAAGCUCUUACUAUUUGACCAUAGCCAUUUUAACUUGGCCACAAACACAAUAUUCUAGAGUGCCAACCAAUGUAGAAGUAACAGGAAGUAUUAAGACAUGAGCCAUGCACUGCUGAAAUACACUCUGUACUUAAUGCACAGCUAUCUUGGUCUUCCCUCUUCAUCCUACUGUACUGACAGCCUUUGUUUAACUCACAGAUAACUAUAUCCA
Molecule: messenger RNA, 1815 nt
Organism: Electrophorus electricus (electric eel)
Lineage: Eukaryota; Metazoa; Chordata; Actinopteri; Gymnotiformes; Gymnotidae
Gene: dlk1
Product: delta like non-canonical Notch ligand 1
Biological process (GO): heterophilic cell-cell adhesion; establishment or maintenance of epithelial cell apical/basal polarity
Cellular component (GO): protein-containing complex; plasma membrane
Molecular function (GO): Notch binding; calcium ion binding
Source: RefSeq, a predicted model, not a curated record